This is a messenger RNA of Calypte anna (Anna's hummingbird), 2404 nucleotides long. It is a transcript of the gene MTERF3, whose product is annotated as mitochondrial transcription termination factor 3. Bases 121 to 1218 code for a protein of 365 amino acids. The record is from RefSeq and is a predicted model, not a curated record. Gene Ontology annotation, cellular component: mitochondrion. Gene Ontology annotation, biological process: regulation of DNA-templated transcription; mitochondrial ribosome assembly. The transcript has 8 exons. Gene Ontology annotation, molecular function: double-stranded DNA binding. NCBI's taxonomy places the organism in Eukaryota, Metazoa, Chordata, Aves, Apodiformes, Trochilidae.
UGACCGGCCCUCCCCCCUGCUCCCGAAUGGCCCCGCCCGAGUUGGGCCGGGGGGCGCGCACGUGGACUGGGUCCUGCGCGGGAGCGGCGCGAGGGGCAGGAUGCUGUCCUGAGCUGGAAGAUGGCUUUGUGGGCCCGGCAGGUCUCCCGCUGGUGCCGCCUGCUGCCAGCGGCCCAUGCUGCGGGAUUUGUCGGGAGGCCGUGGGCCCGCAGCAGCACCGCACAGGCCCGGCCUGGGUUUGCCCCUCUGGCUCUGCUGCCCUCUAGUUACGAAGUUUUUCCGUGGAGAUUGCAGACAUGCAGACAUGUAUCUGUAGGAAGCUGUUCUUCAUCCGACUGUGCCAAGGAUGACAGUAAAUUGCCUUCACCUGUGAAACAGGAACAAGCAAAACCAGAAACAUUACCUGAUCUGAAUGCCAAAGUACUGUAUGAAGACUGGGAUGACAUCCCACCUUCAUCUGCUUUAGCACAGAUUUCUGAGGAAGAAGCAGUGCAGAUCAUAGCAGAACCACUUCUUCCUCUUCAGUCUUCAACACUCAGAGAUUACGUUGAUCACUCGGAAACCCUGGCAAAACUUGUCCACCUAGGAGUUGACUUAUCCCAAGUGGAGAGACGGCCGAAGGCAGGCCAACUCUUACUGACCUUGGACUUUGAAAAAGAUAUAAAAAAAAUACUUCUGUUCCUUAAGGAUGUGGGUUUAGAAGACAAUCAGCUGGGACCAUUCCUGACCAAAAAUCCAUACAUCCUUGCUGAAGAUCUGGAAGCUUUAGAAACCAGAGUGGCUUACCUAAAAUCAAAAAAAUUUGGUGAGGCAGAAAUCGCUCAGAUGGUCUCAAGAGCUCCAUAUUUGCUGUUGUUUUCAGUUGAAAGACUGGAUAACAGACUGGGUUUCUUCAAAAAUGAACUUGGCUUCAGUGUAAAAAAGACAAAGGAUCUGGUGAUUCGUCUUCCAAGGCUACUUACUGGCAAAUUAGAGCCUGUAAAAGAAAAUCUGCAGGUUUGUCAGAUUGAACUUGGUUUUCAACGUAAUGAAAUUCGAGAGAUUGUGUUUAAAACCCCCAAGAUCUUAACUGCAAGUAAAAAGAGACUCAGACAGACAUUUGACUACUUACACAACAUAAUGGGCAUUCCCCACCACAUGCUUACUCGCUUUCCUCAGAAUUUGAAGAGAUGGAAAAACUGUCUAGUGGCUUGUUCCCUGACUAACCCUCCCUCCUAAAUAUUAGAAAACCAAGGUAGUACAGUAGUGAUUAAGUUGCAUGAUUAUCUGCUUUUAUUGUAACAGCUAAUAAUGGUAUUCUUUUCCUUGUAUGGUAGAAAAAAGUUCACUGUUACAUAUACAAAGCCUUCAUACAAACAGGCAUUUUUCGAUGUGUUUCUUUGUGAACCUGUCUGAUAAAGUUAAACUCCUAAAAGCCGUGCAGUGAAACAUGGUUUGAUACAAUCUUCAAGCUUGGCAAAUAGGCAAAUUACAAAAAGAAAAUAAACUCCUCUUAGAUUUCAAAGACAAGUAUAUUUUUAAGUUGCUUUAUCUUCCCCUUGUAGAGGAGGGGAAGCAGUUUUUCCCCACCCCAGUGAGAUUUGGGUGGCUCUGGUAUAGAAGUAACCAUAUGAAAAGAGGCUGUAGGACAGAGUUUAUGAUAGAGUUGUCUUGCUCAGUUAUAACAACUGAAGUGAAUGCUAAUAUUAGGAUUUAUAUGAUUAUUAAAAAUACUUAAUCUAUCAAUAAACAAAUGGCAUUAAUAUGGAAUUAUCAAAUGCUUCACAGUGUAUUUAGUCAAUCCGACUAAAGCCAAACUAUCUGAUGGUUUAUUGUUCAGAAGCUUCCAUUCUGUUGAAAUAGUUCAGGAAAGUGAAAUCCAGAUAUUUUCAUUUGGAUUUAUGAUUAUUUAAUGAAAAACUCUCAGUGUUUGAAAAGCUUAAUAAUAGAGUUUAAAAUACCAAUUUAGGUCACAGUAGUGUAAGAGCCUGAAGAAGAUAUAUGCAAGCAGGAGAACAAAUUUCAAAAGAUUAAAUUUCCUUAGGGGGGAAAUACGGUAAGGUGAAAGAGAUGUUUAGACAAUACUACUCAUUUCUGUAUCACAACUCGAGUCUUUUAUCCAAAAUAAAAAUUUCUGAUUUGAAUUACAAUGCCCAAUAAAAGGCAUAUUUUCAGAACAAGCCGGAUCAAAAUUAUUUACUUGGGCUUAAAACAAAGUAAAAAGCCAAGCCACAGUAAUUGUCUUCAGUAUAUAUCAGAAAUGCUCUCUGUUGUUCUCACAUUUCAUACUGUUGGCCUAGGAAGAUGACUUUAAAUCUUGUUCUUGGUUGAGCUGAAGAAUGUUUCACCUGAAGUUGUGGCUGAAAUGUGGUGGCUAAACACUUUCGCCAUUCCUUCCUUUCAAAUAAAAAUAAUUAAGUCUAAU